Messenger RNA from Hypomesus transpacificus, 1649 nucleotides. It is a transcript of the gene arl5c, whose product is annotated as ADP-ribosylation factor-like 5C. Bases 331 to 870 code for a protein of 179 amino acids. The record is from RefSeq and is a predicted model, not a curated record. Gene Ontology annotation, molecular function: GTP binding; GTPase activity. Lineage: Eukaryota; Metazoa; Chordata; Actinopteri; Osmeriformes; Osmeridae. Gene Ontology annotation, cellular component: trans-Golgi network; cytoplasm. Gene Ontology annotation, biological process: intracellular protein transport; vesicle-mediated transport; protein localization to Golgi membrane. The transcript has 6 exons.
AACUACCAUAGCCUCUGACGUAAGAUCGUCGGCAUUCCUUUGCGCCGCCCUGUGUUCCACGACUCACGGGGGAGGUUAAGAUGUAAGAUGAAACCUGAGACCAACGGUCGUACCUAGUUAUUUUCAACUCAGACAUCGAAAACAUCCGACAGAAUAAGUUACUUUGACCUAAUAGUGCUCUCUGCCUUUCAAAAUACUAGGUAGCUCGGUACAAUAGUCCGAAGCUGGGUUGUAUUGCUAACAUAGUGAGCUAGCAAGUUAGCCUCGUCUAGCUUUGGAACCCAGCUUUGUGUUUGCCCUUCUUCAUCGCUCUAUGUAAAUUAUACUAGAAUGGGACACCUUUUAGCAAAGUUGAUGACUGUUUUCGGAGAUAAAGAACACAAAGUUAUCAUUGUGGGUUUGGACAAUGCUGGGAAGACCACUAUCCUUUACCAGUUCUUGACUAAGGAGGCGGUUCACACAUCCCCCACCAUUGGCAGCAAUGUAGAGGAGAUUUCUGUACGUAAAACCCGCUUCUUAGUGUGGGACAUCGGGGGCCAGGAAAGCCUAAGAGAAAGUUGGAACUCCUACUACUGCAACACAGAGAUUGUCAUCUUGGUUAUUGACAGUACAGACCGUGAACGCCUCACUCUAAACAAAGAAGAACUGCACCGCAUGCUCGCUCAUGAGGAUCUGCAGAAUGCAGCCAUUCUAGUUCUGGCCAACAAGCAAGACAUGCAGGAUUCAAUGACGGUGGCAGAGAUCUCCCAGUGCCUCACCCUCAGCUCCAUAACGGCUCAUUCCUGGCACGUCCAGGCCUGCUGUGCCCUCACUGGAGAGGGUCUACCUGCCAGUCUGGACUGGAUGAGGUCACGUGUACUAGCCAGCUAGUGCUCCUUCCAUAGUGUCUUCUACGAUACCUGUGUGGAUCCAUGACAGCUAUGCCUGCUCCAACCUACACUCUGAGACAUUAGGAGCCACAGUGCCCAGAGCAGGACCAGGACCUCCACUGUCUUUAGUGCAGCUGACACUCUGAGCCCCAGGAUAGGGCCCUAUGUCACUCUAACGCCUUACCCAGCUACAGGAGUGUGAUCGGGGUCCAAGUCCAAGUGAAGGAGGCCUGGAUGGACCUUUCAGGACCUUUUGUUAUGGCGUAGGUGUGUUUGUGUGUGUGAGAGAGAGAGAAAAUGAAAGUGUAAGAGGGGCUGUUUUAGAUUUAUAUUCAAGUUUACAUGUGAAGCCUGAUACCUGGAAAUAUGUGAAUGGCUCGUGUGGAUAUCAACACAUGUUUUUGCCUCACCUUUGUGAAAUAGAAGGUCUCAACGUAUGUAUAUAAUCUGAUUAUAUUAGAUUCAUGUUUCCUGGUAACAUUGUGUCUCCACAUAUGAACCAUUUGACAGCCAUGUCAGAGGAAAUGCUGAUCUGACCGGUGCUCAGCCUUCUAAGCUAUUAAUGCACACAUUACUUGAAGUAUUUAUAGUCAAAGAGAAAGGGUAAUUUCUGAUUCCCAAAAGAAGCAUUAUGGUAUUAAAAUAAGAAAAGACAAUGUAUCUUUUCAAGUGUUAUAUAAUUGAAAAAGCUGUCUCGAUCUGUAUUUUUUUUACAAUUAUGUAUUUUAUUGUGUACAAAAUUUUAGAUUAAAUAAAUACUUCCAUGGGCAAGUCAACGUA